UAAAAUUACGUGUGGAGCUAAAUAAUCUUUCGGCGUACACGUUUAUUAAAAACCGACCUGUAAACUUUGCGUAAUAUGGUAUCCGCAUAUUGUGAAAUAAAUAAAAUCUAAAAAAAUCUUUCUUCAGUUUUAAAUUCUUUCAGAAUGUUUCGUAUUGUCCUUUUAUUAUCAUACUUGUGCUUGUCAUCGUUUCCUUACAAUGCUGAAGGAAAAGCUGUUGCACUAACAGAAAAUAAUUUUGAUAAAUAUGUAGCUUCACAUGAUCUUGUAUUUUUAAAUUUUUAUGCUGAUUGGUGUAGAUUUAGUCAAAUUCUGGGCCCUAUUUUCGAUGAAGCUGCUGAGACGAUUGCAAAAGAAUUUGAGGGAAGUGGAUCUGUUUUGUUUGGAAAGAUAGACUCUGUUGCAGAAACAAAUUUGGCUUCCCGCUUCAAAAUAUCAAAAUACCCCACUUUAAAACUAAUUAGGAAUGGAAAGUUGAUGAAGCGAGAGUAUAGGGGUGCCAGAUCCUUGGAAGCAUUAACUGAUUAUAUUAGAGAGUUAAUGAGAGAUCCUGUGAAAGAAUUGGCUAUUCCAGAGGAUGUUACAAAUGUUGAUGCAAACAAAAGAAAAAUUAUUAUUUAUAUGAAGGAGAAACAAUCGCCUAUUUAUGAUGUUUUCUUAAAAGUUGCAAAAGAUUUGAGAGAUGACUGUCAAUUUUAUAUUAUUAAAGGUGAAUUGGCAAUGAAAGAAUUUUCAGAAAACCAAAAUGCAAAAAUAGUGUUCAGUCCAAUGAAGUCAAAGAUUGGAGUUCAAGAUGAAGUAUAUAUUGGUGCUUUGCUUAGUUAUGAUGAAUUGAGCGCUUGGGCUACAAAUAGAUGUAUACCACUUGUGCGAGAAAUUACAUUUGAAAAUGCAGAGGAAUUAACCGAAGAAGGUAUACCAUUUUUGAUUCUUUUUCACCAUCCAGAUGACACUGAAAGCCCUAAAAUAUAUUCUAAAGAAGUCGAAAAGCAACUACUUGAUGAUCGAACACUAGUGAAUUUUUUGAUUGCUGAUGGUGUGAAAUUUGCUCAUCCCUUGCAUCAUUUAGGAAAGAGUCAUAAAGAUUUACCACUUAUUGCAAUCGAUAGUUUUCGCCACAUGUAUCUAUUUUCUAGCUUCAAUGAUAUUCAUGUUCCUGGAAAACUAAAGGAGUUUGUUUUAGAUUUGUUUUCUGGAAAGUUGCAUCGAGAAUUCCAUUAUGGACCUGAUCCUGUAACUAGUGAUAAUGUUAUAUCAACAAACCCUCCUGAGUCAUCAUUUAGGAAACUUGCACCAUCUAGGAACAGAUACACACUGUUAAGAGAUGAAUUGUGAUAUUUUAAUUUUUUGUCAAAUAAGUGCUUGUCUUUCAUUUUGCACUUCUCACUUAAACAUGAACACAUCAAGAUCAACUAUAUGUGAGUGCUGGUUGUUCACUACUAUAUAUUUGGGAGAUACAGGAAGGUUGCCACAGGCUACUUAAAUGCAAAUUUUUGCUCCCCCUUUUUGGUUUUAGGCGGCUUAGGAGACUUUCUCAAGAGAAAAGCAAAUUUUCUUUCAAAACAAAAGUUUUCAAAAUUUAGCCUCUUGUUUGAUGAGUUUUAAUAUUAAUAAAGGAAAUGCUUCCUAGAAAAGUCAAAAUUUUUUAAAUAUUGAUUUAUAAAAAAAAAUUGUUUAGUAAAAUUAAUUGUACAGGUGCUUUUUUGAGCUACACUUGAUAUUUUGUAAAAUUCUAAGAAGAAACAAUUCUGAAGAAAGUUUAGUUUGUCUAUUAAAAAACAUAAUAAUUAUAAGGCAUUCUAUUUCAGUGCCAUUGUUACAGUGUGUUGAAAGAUAAAAUUUUGUCGAAUAUUACAAAUGUAGUUAAAAGCCUUUUAACAUUGAAUUUGAUUAAUGAUUAGUUGAAUUCUUCCUAAAAUUAGAAAUGAAUUAAAACUAAACUAAAUAGAAAUUAUGAAGGAAAUUUGUUCGCCAAGUUUGGUUCGCGAUUUAGCAAAUAUAAGCUAUAACUGAAAGAUAACUAUUAUUUUCAAAAUUAAACACAAUUACCGACAAAAUUGCAGGCUGAAUUAUCAUUUAAUAUAUUUAAUCUUACUUUAAAACAAUAAAAUUUAUUUGUUUAAAAAAAACUUGAUAUUACGUAUUUCUUGUUCCAAAAAGAAGUUUUUCCUAUUUAUUCAUGAAUUUGUAUUCCAAAACUAUCAAAACAAACAAACUGUAAAAUGUCGACUCUGGUUGAUAAGUCAGGUGGACACUGUAGUUCAGCGUCUCUUGCAACCAAUAUGGGCGAUGUAGUAUGCAGUUUUCCAGUUGCAUUGAUUAACAGAGACAUUUCAUAAAUUAGCACAGCCAGUAAAAAACUUAAGUGUUAAUUAGUACGACCAUAUGGUUCAGGUAAUGAUAGAAAGUAGUUUAUUCAUCUAAUAAAAAUAAAUUCCUUAAAUUUUUUCAUUAUGUCAUUUAUCUAAUCAUGUUAGUGCUACUUUUUAAGUUUCUCUGGUUCCUUUUUUUUCGCACUUGUUUAUUGCAUUUUUCCUGUGGCAACCCUGGAGACAUUGCUUUAAGCAAGAAAUCAACAAAGUAUUUGGGAUAUUUUGCAUCUAGUAUUAUGCAGUGCCUCGUUCUGAUGGAAUGACUUUUGUUUUUAUUAUUUUGGUUGCACGUUUGUGGGUGAUUUGCUGGCUUUAACUUUUUACUCACAAUGGUUCAACUUGUUUUCUUCAAACAGUUUUUGUAAGACAACUUCUUUUAUUUGAUAUGAGACUUUUAUAUUUGUAUACAUGUAUGGUAUCUCACAAACAGUUCUUUUUUUCACUCGGAUGAGAAUUGUCUGCCAUUCAGUUAAUUAUAACUUUGAAAUUAUCUAAGACAGUGGUGGCCAAACUACAGCCCAUGAAGCCGACCCGAGUGGCCAGUUGUUCUGUUUAAUGUUACAAACUAAAAACCAUGAGAAAUAUUCAGAAAUAUGUUUCUGAAUAUUUGUAUUGAAACAAAUGCAAACUUUACAGUAACAAAAUGAGUAUAAAGUAAUGAUAACAAUUGUUUGUUAGUAAUUUUCAUUUUUUCACAUGUUUUCCUGUGUUAUUUAGAAAAAAUUUAAAUACUGUUUGUUUUCCUUAGCCGAAACCUGACGCGAAUUAGUGCAUGCGUUAGGUUUGCUCUGAUAUUUAUUGUCAAAAUUGGGGUGGAAACCUGUAGGAAAUAGAAUGCAAACUAAUGUGCUCAGCAGUUCCUGUAAAAUAGCGUCGAAAAAGACAGCAAAUGCGAGUGGAAAAUGCCCCCUUUUUCAAAAUGGAAUCAAUCCCAAGUGCUAGUUUUGGCUUUUAAGAAUGGACAGUAGUUUUAAAUUUUAUGUGUUCUGGUCUGCCAGAAUCAUCUUAAUAUAAGGUGAAAGAAAAGGUUGAGUGCCACUGUUCUAAAGUUACUCUCCCCACAUUUCUUCUAAAGAAGCGUUAUAUAUGUAUGUCUAACGACAUGCCAUCUAAUCAAUAAUUUCUAUUAAAUAAAAAUAACUGGACUGUCCAAGCCCUUUUCCGAAAGUGCCAUGGUAUCUAAUUGUACAUUUUUAAGAAGCUAACUUUUUUGGAAUAGGGAAAUUUGUGUUGGUAGUUCUUAAAUUCUAUUAUUUUGAUUGACUGUUCUCACCCCUCUAUACUGGACUUUUUAUGUAGUCUCAUAUGAUGUGUAUAAAAUCAUUAAAAUAAUGAUUAAUGAAAUGUAUUUAUUGUCCGAGUAUUAGCAAAUCACAAAUUCAAAUUCAUCUUCUGCCUUCGCUUUUUUAUAUUAAUAUAAGAACAUUUUUAAUGUAAAUAUAUUGACAUGCAGGAAAUGUUGUAAUUACUUUAUAUUUUUUGUUAGGAAAUGUACAUAUUAAAGAAAAACAUAUGGAUAGUUUUAUAGAUAUACAUGUGUUACAAUAAAAUUUUCAUCCAGUGUUUAGGGCAAAAAUUGGUUGUCUGUAUAUAAAAUUUGUACAUAACUUCUAAGCUUUGUGACUACAUUUCAUAAUGUAGCUACUUUCUGCUGUAUAUAUGUUAUCAAAGGGGCUUUUAAAUAAAAAAAUAAAUUAAAUUUGGUACAAAAGGCUCCCUGUUCUUAAAUGUUUUUACCAUUUUAACUCUCAAGAUUUUUAAAAGCAAAUUUUCAACACUGAAAUAGGACUACUUUAAAAAUUGAUUAAAAAACAUAUCAACUCUAUCCCCUAGAGUUAAAAUCUAACUUAUAUUUAUUAUAUUCUUAGUUUCAUGUGCUUAUUUUCAUCUCUUAAUUUCUUUUCCUUUACUUUCUUUUGCAUUUGUUACUUUCACGGUCAUUGGAACUUUUGUCCCCCCCCCCCUUUAAAAACAUCUUUCCAUUUCACAAAGGGCAAUUGUAAUAAAAAUUGUAAUAAAAUUAAGUUUGUUUCACAAGUUCUGUGGAAAUCAUGUAACUUUAUUCAAGCAUAAUAAAUUAAUUC
Messenger RNA from Uloborus diversus, 4456 nucleotides. RefSeq names its product endoplasmic reticulum resident protein 44-like (gene ERp44). Bases 145 to 1335 code for a protein of 396 amino acids. Lineage: Eukaryota; Metazoa; Arthropoda; Arachnida; Araneae; Uloboridae. The transcript has 13 exons. The record is from RefSeq and is a predicted model, not a curated record.